AUGGCGGAUGGGAGGGAGUCACAGAUUGGCCUCAUCCGGUAUCGGAGGAGGGUUGACUUGGACCUGCUCCAUUUCCUUCGACAUGCUGUCCUCCAACUUUCAGUGAUUAUCAUUCUGCUGCUCUGGCGCUUUAUUGCCUACUACCGUCGACGACGACGGAAGCUGCACGAUGAGAAAAUGCUGUCUGCAAACUGUCCUACGCGUGCCGGUGCUAAUGGUUGCAAUUGCAGUUGCAUAGUUGUCAACCUCUUCAAUGACUCUGCCGGUUCUCACCUCGAACCAUCAUGCAUUCGACACAGCAAACCGGUUGGCGACAGCUCAAAUAGUCCUCUCAACUUGGCCAUUUCUUCAUCAUCCCUGACGCCCUCUUGGAAGGUUGCCUCGGAGCCGGUUGUCAGUUUUCGCGGUUCCACUCUGCCCGAGGCCUGUCGACUGGGCCAAACUAACGAACUGGAGCCCGAGUACGCACCGGAAGACCGAGCCACCUACCAUUGCUUCCCCGAACUUGUCAGUCCAGUGACUAUGGCCAUGGCGACGACGGCGUAUCGCAGCAUCACUCCGGGCUCCAGUCCGGAGUCAUCGGACUAUCGGGCCAGCAACUCGUACCGUCUGACGCAGGAGGCAGCCGGCCAGCCUGUGGAGGACACAUUUCGGAGUCCGCUUGAGACGGAACAGUCGCUUGUCUCCCUUUUUCUAGAUGUGAUACGCCGGCGCUGGGCGAAACCGUGGAACCGAUCGGCUUCGGCUUCGGCCUCGGCAACUUCGAUGCAAGAAGACCUGACGACAACAGGACCUCCCGCGAAACCGAGUGGUGUUGAGGAAAUUGGACAGGGUGAGUAA
Molecule: messenger RNA, 840 nt
Organism: Protopolystoma xenopodis
Lineage: Eukaryota; Metazoa; Platyhelminthes; Monogenea; Polystomatidea; Polystomatidae
Source: the annotation of a GenBank genome assembly